Messenger RNA from Anisakis simplex (herring worm), 2403 nucleotides. NCBI's taxonomy places the organism in Eukaryota, Metazoa, Nematoda, Chromadorea, Rhabditida, Anisakidae. The record is from the annotation of a GenBank genome assembly.
AUGAACACACCGGAUGAUCCGGUGAUACACAGCCCUCCGUCUUUACGUGGUACCGCGCCAUCUGCUUUAUUGACAGCUUCGCCCGGCAUAGCAUUAGGUUCUUUAGCGGGCAGACAACAGAACGUUUCCGUAAGUGUACCGUCGAUCGCAGGAGCCCUUCAGGCUACUGCUGCAGGUGUAUUACCAACCAGCGGAAUGAAUAUGAUGGAUGAAUUGGGCUUGGGUGGGAGUGGUGUCCGAGCUGGCGUUUCAGCUAAUGGAUGCGAUUCACCGAUGAGUGAUGCAGCCGCUGAGGAGGCACGUCGCCGUCAAAAGACAUGUCGCGUAUGUGGUGACCACGCAACAGGAUAUAAUUUUAAUGUGAUCACCUGUGAAUCGUGUAAAGCGUUCUUCAGAAGAAAUGCGCUCAGACCAAAGGAAUUCAAAUGUCCGUAUUCGGACGAUUGCGACAUCAAUUCCGUGAGUCGCCGAUUUUGCCAGAAAUGUCGUCUUCGGAAAUGUUUCACGGUGGGCAUGAAAAAGGAAUGGAUAUUAAAUGAAGAGCAAUUGAGAAGGCGGAAGAAUUCGAGAUUGAAUCAUAUGAAUUCUCAGAGUAAUAUGCCAUGUAACAGCGCAUCCUUUAAUACAAAGCCAUCGUCUCUCAACAGUCUAACUACCUCCAGUCCUGUCGGCGUUACCGUUCCUACCACACCUGGUCAGUAUUGCGCGGGCUUAGGAACUGCACAUUUAUUGAAUCGACGCCUAACCGAGCAACCGAUGGUGAGCCCGACGAGCGUCAGUUCGAUGCUAAGCCCUACGGGAUCGACAGUUUCACCGUCGGUGCUAUCCUCAUCCUCUGCAGAUUCACCGCCCACCCGUGGCGCUAUUCUCGGUCUACCUCAAAUUGACACUAACUCUGAUGCGCCCUUUGUCUCUACCAUGCUGAAACCAAGUGAUUUACGAUUACAGUAUGAAUCGAAUAUGAUGCGUUUGCAACGUCAACAAGCAGCUGCCGCUAAUGCAGCAUUCGCGAGUUUGCGGCGUAACAGCUGUGCACCUGGACUGUCACCUGGGGCUGCCGCCUCGACUGCAGUCUCACCUUUGACUCGCUCCUCGGAUCAGUUCAUGAUUAAAGGUGCUCCACCAUAUGAAAGCACAUCAUUAGCACAUCCAGAUUCCAUUGGUCUUACCUUAGCUACUGCACUUAUAAAAUGCGAAUCGUACAUUGAAUUAACAUUGAAAGUUUUGGAUAUCAGUGGAUUGUUGAUAUUGGCAGGUGAGCCACACGUGACGAUGUCAGUUGAAGAGUAUCAAGCGCUCCUGAAGGCAGCCAAAGCAGGCAGUGCAAUGUUACCAAAUGGAAACACGUCAUUGUCACCGACUCUGGACGAUAUUAAACGUAAUGUCUAUUCACCAUCUGAACACGAUUCUCUUCUGAACAUCGGCAACAGUCACGGCAUCAUCCGUCCUACACUCAUACAAGGAGCUCCAAUCGCCGACUACACUGAGCUAAGUGUUGCGGCAGCAAAUAUGCCUCGACCAAGUUUCAAAAUGACGCCAGAUAUGGAAAAGAAAGUGAAAUACAUACACGAUACAAUUCACGAUGAACUCAAUCUCGAGUCUCCUAAAACCACUUCUGAACCUGAAGCGUUGAAGGCGGCCAUCUAUCGAGAAGGUGAAUCAAAGCUGAACUAUCAGUUGAAUUCAGCUGAACUUCGCGCUCUUGAUAUCGUGCGUGAUGCGUUUGCAUGCAUGAAUGAACCAAUCGAAGACCCACGUAAAGCGGCGUGUCUAAAGAAGUCGGAUCAUAAUCCAACUGACAUUCUGAAUAUAAUGGAUAUAACGAUGCGGCGUCUUGUGAAAAUGGCUAAAAAGUUGCCAUCAUUUAAUGAUCUUUCGCAAGAUGGCAAAUUUGCGCUGCUGAAAGGUGGUAUGGUUGAGAUGCUGACAAUGCGGGGUGUCACUCGCUUUGAUAUGGAUCAGAAGUGCUGGCGAACGCCGGUUGUUGCAGAUCAUUAUCACGUAUCUUUGGGUAUGUUCGAUCAGCUCAAAGAAGGUCUUCGCGAUCAGCAAAAAGAUGGAUUCCUCAAAUUUUGUCAGUCAUUACAUCCCGAUGUACGAACGAAUGAAUUGGUGAUUGAUCUGAUCGUGUUGAUUGUACUGUUCGAUUCCAAUCGUGAAGCACUCACUGAUCCUGCCGAUAAGACAACUGUUGCACGUCAUUGUCAGGAAUAUCAAGCAUUACUUCAUCGAUAUCUGGAAUCAAUGUAUGGCUAUGAGGCUAGAUCACGAUACGAGACAUUACCAGAAUCAUUGCGAAUCCUACGAGUGGUCAGUCAGAAUGCUGUGACGUUGUUCUUGGGUCGUGUCGAUCCCAACGAAUCCGAAGCAUUGCCAAAAGAAUUCUUCAAAACAACUGAAUGA